Messenger RNA from Helianthus annuus (common sunflower), 2102 nucleotides. Its product is annotated as pentatricopeptide repeat-containing protein At5g46100. Gene Ontology annotation, molecular function: protein binding. NCBI's taxonomy places the organism in Eukaryota, Viridiplantae, Streptophyta, Magnoliopsida, Asterales, Asteraceae. Bases 525 to 1958 code for a protein of 477 amino acids. The record is from RefSeq and is a predicted model, not a curated record. The transcript has a single exon.
UAAUGGAUAAAGUUAACCCAGUGGACUAAAAUAGAAACGGUGAAACCUUUUUAGAGUUACAUACGAAAAAUGAAACCGUUGACUAAACUGCUAAAAUGACCCAAACCAAAAGGACUAAAAUGACAUUUAACUCAUUAAAACAUAAUACAAGUAAACAUAUAAUCUAAGUCGAGUGUCUUUUCUUCGUUGUCAGCCCCCAUUAAGAAAUUCUGUAGUCUGUAGCAAUCAAGUAAGAUAUUUCUCACAUUUAGCAUUCUUCUGAUAUUAACCAAACAAUACCCCAUCACUCGUGCAUACAGGCGUUGCAAAACAACUGUUUUAUAAUAGCAUGCCCACAAGGUGUUUGAUAAAAUGCCUGAAAGAAAAAUAUAAUAUAUCACCAGCUCACAAGUAAGCCCAGUUUUCACCAAAUUGUUUAACUUUUGAUGUGGGUAUGUUUGAUACAUUCAAGGGGCAAACUUGUUAAAACCAUAGAGGGUUUUGUGAUAUAAGUUCUUUAAGCACACUGCAAGUGCAGACAGACUAUGGGGAUGGGAACCAAAUCAAUUAUCAAAUGGCCAAAACAAGUAACCACAUCUCUAGUUGAGCAGCUGAUUAAAGCCGAAAGAAACGUAGAAAAAGCGGUUAUCGUGUUCGAUUCUGCGUCAGCUGAGUAUGCCAAUGGCUUCCGGCAUGACCACAAGACUUACGGGCUCAUUGUCUCAAAGUUGUUGUCUGCGAAUCAGUUUAAACGAGCGGAGGAUUUCGUCGAUAGAAUGAGACAAGACGACUGUAGAGUUACCGAAGAUAUACUCUUAUCGAUAUGUAGGGCGUACGGACGGGUUCAUAAGCCUCAUGAUGUGAUGAGAGUUUUUCAAAAGAUGAAGGAAUAUGAAUGUGAGCCGACUUUAAAAUCUUACGUUACGGUUUUUUCGAUUCUUGUCGAUGAAAACCAGUUAAAGGUGGCGUUUAAGUUUUACCGGUAUAUGAGACAGCUCGGUUUUCCUCCAAACGUUCCUUCGCUUAACGUCUUGAUUAAAGCGCUUUGCAAAAAUAGUGGAACUAUAGAUUCAGCGAUCCGAAUCUUUCGUGAGAUGCCUAAACACGGGUGCACACCAGACAUGUACACGUACGGCACUUUGAUCAAUGGUUUAUGUAGGAUAAAGAAAGUUAACGAAGCGAAGGAGCUUCUGAAGGAGAUGGAGAUUAACGGUUGUUCACCGAGCGUUGUGACGUACACGAGUUUGAUUCACGGGUUAUCCGAAUCGAACAACUUGGAUGAAGCUAUGGCGUUUCUCGAACAAAUGGAGGCCAAACGUGUUGAUCCCAACGUGUAUACAUACAGCUCGAUUAUAAACGGAUUAUGCAAAUACGGGCGUAGCUCUGACGCAAUGGAGCUGUUGAAAGUUAUGGUAAGCAAACACCAUAAGCCGAACAUGGUAACUUAUAGCACGUUACUUCACGGAUUAUGUAAAGAAAAGAACCUUCGAGACGCGUUAAUAAUAUUCGAUAGGAUGAAGCUUCAAGGGUUGAAACCGGACGCAGGGUUGUAUUGGAAAAUCAUCGACUUGUUUUGCGACGGUCGGAAGUUUCAAGAAGCCGCAAACUUUCUUGACGAAAUGGUUUUCGAGGGGAUUCCGAUAAAGCGAGUAACGUGGAGUCUUCAUGUUAAGAUUCAUAAUACUGUCGUUCGAGGUCUUUGUAGCGCUAAUGAUGCUAACCGAGCGUUUUUGUUGUACCGUGGCAUGCGGAAUAAGGGGAUUAAUGUUGAUGGUGGAACUUUUGAAGCUCUUGUUGCGCUUUUUUGUGGGAAACGAGAUCUUUAUAAGGCGGGUAUCGUUCUUGAUGAGAUGGUUAUCGAUGGAUGUACGCCUGGUGAAGAUAUGUGGAGUGUUUUGGUAUGCAGAGUUUGGGGGAAUCGAAAGGUGCAGGAAGCGAUUGACUUGAUGAGUGAACUUGUGUCGGGAAAUCAGAUUUGAGAACCGCUGUUUUUGGUAAUCCGAUCUGUCCUUUUUCGUCGUUUUACUUUUCGUUAUAACUUAUACGUUUUGAGUGAAUGCGCAUUGUGUACGAUACAAGAAACUUAUAAGUUAUAACUAAUUGAUUGACUUUAUAUCAUCUCA